Molecule: messenger RNA, 839 nt
Organism: Durusdinium trenchii
Lineage: Eukaryota; Dinophyceae; Suessiales; Symbiodiniaceae
Source: the annotation of a GenBank genome assembly
CCAACUCCGUCUGACGGAUCAUCAGCUAGUCAUCUGUGUCACGGAUGACCACUUGGUCGCUUGGCACCUCAUGUCCGACCGGCCCAAACCUGAAUCUUGAAGCAUGAUGACAGGGCUAGAUUGCCUGCCGGUUGUAUUCCUUGGUCAAUCUGGAACUGGCAAAACCUCCCUGAUUCGCCAGUUUGUUUACAGGACCUUUGACCAAUGCUAUCAAGCAACAGUGGGAAUGGACUUUGUCACGAAGCUUGUCACGCUAGAGGAUGGUGACCAAAUGCGGCUGCAGCUCUGGGACACUGCGGGCCAAGAGAGGUUUCGAGCCUUAGUGCCAAGCUAUCUCAGAGACAGCUCGGUUUGCGUGAUUGUUUACGACGUCACAUCUCGGGAAUCCUUCAACAGCGUGAAGGGAUGGGUGGAGCAAGUGCUUGAGGCCCGAUCAAGGCAAGAGGUGACGCUUGCCCUGGUUGGAAACAAGAUUGACCUUGAGGAUCGGAAGGUCCAGUAUUCUGAGGGAGAAGCAUUGGCCACGGAGCUGAAGAUGCUUUUCUUCGAGGCCACUGCUCUCAAGUCUGACUUGGUGGACGCAGUUUUUCAUGGGCUGGCUGCAGGUCUGUCAUGCGAGCCCAAGGCAGAGUCUGAUGACGAGAUCGUGCUGGAGCCACAAAGACGCCCCGAGGUUUCUCAGAAGCGGAAGAAGUGCUGCGUUUGAAGGUUUGUGUCAAAGUACAUCAUAGAUCCAGUGCUGUCUUUGUGUGUGGCCAACCUGAAUGUUUGUGGGCGGAUCAAGAGUAACGCAAGCCAGAUCAGUGUGGUUUAGUACUGCAGAAGGCUAGCUGCACGAC